CCCCACUUCCGACAGCCAAGUCACAGCCUCCAGGGCACCUUUCGGCAAGCGGGUGGUGGGUCCUGGACUCAGAGACCAGAACGUGGGCUUCUGGGCAGAGAUGGCCCUGCAAAGCCAGGUGUGGUCUCCGGCCACACCCAUGCCCAUGGCAGAGAGCUCCCUCUACCGGCAGCGGCUAGAGGUCAUCGCGGAGAAGCGGCGGCUGCAGGAGGAGAUCCGCGCCGCGCGCCGGGAGCUGGAGGAGGAGAAACUCCGUGUGGAGCGGCUCAAGAGGAAGUCUCUCCGGGAACGCUGGCUAAUGGACGGGGCAGCUGAAGAGCCAGAGCGGCCCCAGGACCCCACCUCACAGGACCCGCACUCACCUGAGGACCAGGCUCAGGCCCGCAUCCGGAACCUGGAAGGCAGCUUGUUCACACUCCAAUCCCAGCUGCAGCUGUUACAAAGUGCGUCCACAGGUGCCCAGCACAAGCCCGCAGGCAGGCCCACCUGGCGCCGACAGGGUCACCGUCCUCUAUCCCAGCCCACCGUGGAGGCAGGUCCUGCAGGCCAGACUGAUCUAAACAAGAGAGCCUCCAUACCAGCCGGACCAGUGGGCACAUACCCAGAGUCCCCCUCUAAGUCCGGAGACGAGGCUGUCGGGGCUCCACCAGCCCCAAGGAGGAUCCCUGGGGCAGCAGGGCCCUCCUCAGAAGCCAAUGGCCCCUGCCCUGGAUCCAGCCCCCCUCCGGAGCAGGAGCCGAGUCAGGGAGGGGCAGCAUCUGAUGGGGGAGUGAAUGAGGCCAAAGGAGGAGGCAUGGUGAAGGUGGUGUGGGAGGGGCUAAGGGCCACGGAGGACUGUACCGCGGGGGCCACAGGCCCGGAGCUGGAGGCUAAGGUGGAGGAGAUGGUCAUGGAGGCCAUCGGGGACAGACAGGAAGCCGGACGCCCAGAGCUCCCUUCGUGGGUCAGGGAGGACAGGGGUAUCGUGGAGGUGGUCUGGGAAGGGGUGGGAGGCACAGAGGGCAGCGACUCAGAGGCCAUGGGGGAGGCGGGCAGAGGCCUGGAGGCUGCACAGACCAGCUCACUGAGGCUCCAGGAGGGACCGGGGGGAGCAGCUUCUGGGGAAGGGGAAGGUGCCCCCAGGGGCAGCCCUGAUGGUGAUGGGCAGGGGGGCUUUGGAGGAGCGGAGGGGUCCUUCAUUUGGGUGGAGAGAGUGACCCUCAGUGAGGAGUGGGAAGAGCUGGUGGUGGAGGGGGUGGAAGGGCCAAAGGCACUGGGAAGGGAGGGAAAGGAUGAGAGUCCACCCGGGGCAGGCGGCAGAGGCGGGGAGGAAACGUGGGAGGUGGAGAGGAGGUGGGCAGAGGAAUCAGCGGGGAAGAGAGGAAGUGAGGGAAAGGCAGACGCGGAGCCAGAAGGAGCAGAGAUGUCACUGGUGGUGGAGAGGAAAGGAAGCGAGGAAUCCUUGGAGCCGGAGAGGAGAGGAGUCGAGGAAAAGGUGGAGACAGAGAUGGGAGGAGGUGACAAACCACUGUCGGCAGAAAGAAAAGAAGUUGAAGGACCUCUGAGGGCAGAGAGGGAAAGAGGCGAGGAGCCGUUGGGAGUAGAGCAAAAAGGAGGUGAGGAAAAGUUAGAGGCAACUGAAGAACCAUUGGUGACAGAAAGAAAAGAAGGUGAGGAAUCACUGAUGGUAGAGAGAAUAGGAGGUGAGGAAGCAUUGGAGGGAAAGGAAAAAGGAGAUGAGGAAUCACUGAAGGUAGAGAGAACGGGAGGUGAGCAGCCGUUGGAGGCAGAGGCAAAAGGAGGUGAGGAAUCACUAAAGGUACAGAGAACGGGAGGUGAGCAGCCGUCGGAGGCAGAGACAAAAGGAGAUGAGGAACCACUGAAGGUACAGAGAACGGGAGGUGAGCAGCCGUCGGAGGCAGAGGCAAAAGGAGGUGAGGAAUCACUAAAGGUACAGAGAACGGGAGGUGAGCAGCCGUCGGAGGCAGAGACAAAAGAUGAGGAAUCACUAAAGGUACAGAGAACGGGAGGUGAGCAGCCGUCAGAGGCAGAGACAAAAGGAGAUGAGGAAUCACAGAAGGCAGAGAGAAUGGCCGGUGAAGAGCCAUUGCAGACAGAGAAGACUCAAGGAGUUGAGGAAGAUCUGAGUCCAGAAGAGCAGAGAGAGUCAGGAGGAGGAAAGGAAUGUCAGGCAGAGGAAGUGAGUGAGGAAGUGGCCCCCCUGGGGGCCAAGGAGGAGCCAAGGCCGGAGGAAGAAGGACAGCAGCCCCAGGAGAAGCAGGAAGGCUUCCCAGAAGCAGAAGCAGUGAAGCCCCAAACCUCUGAUGAGGGCCAGGACCCCUCUGGGGAUGCCACCCCCCUCCUGGCAGAGACCCCAGCUCAGGAGCAGCCUGCUGAGUGCCAGCCACUGCUUCAGGUGGAGGAGCCCAGGGCCAACCCCAGUGCCCACACUGUGCCCACCUAUGCGCCUGCCCGGCAGCCGGACCCAUCUGCCCCUCCUGAGGGCGAAGAGGCGAGCGGCCCUAAGCAGAAGACGUGCCAGUGUUGUGCGGUUAUGUGAGCCCACGCCCUCUACCCCGCUCCCAGCUCCUCUCACAGCUACCUCGGCCUCUUGGCAUCAGCAGAUGGUCCCAGGUGCAGACAGGGCACCACGGGACUGGUGAUGGCACCUGGGAGCCAGCUGGUCCACAUGUCCAUCUCUACCUGGGCUUCCGGACCCCUUGCCCGCUGCCUGUGACCCUGGCCUCCUUCUGUGACAAAGCCUUUAUACUUGAAAAUAAAAUGUUGAGCAUUUGGA
Molecule: messenger RNA, 2776 nt
Organism: Balaenoptera ricei (Rice's whale)
Lineage: Eukaryota; Metazoa; Chordata; Mammalia; Artiodactyla; Balaenopteridae
Gene: PALM3
Product: paralemmin 3
Exons: 7
Coding region: 101-2539 (812 amino acids)
Biological process (GO): Toll signaling pathway; response to lipopolysaccharide; negative regulation of cytokine-mediated signaling pathway
Cellular component (GO): membrane
Source: RefSeq, a predicted model, not a curated record